UUUCAUAAGAUUUAAACCUCAACAAAGGUCCAAUGAUACAUCUCUGGAGUGUUUUUGUCCUGUAGGUCCACACUUGACAAUGUAAGACAACACUUAGGUUAAAAAAACUGAGGAGUAUAUAAGUUUAUGAAAUCUUAGCUAUGGGUUGUUUCACUUUUUUCAAGAACUAAACCCCUGAGUGUCUCCAGCAGUUGGGGUCUAAAAGCAUGGAUUAACUUCACUUAACUGCACCACAGUCGUGUGCAAAUCCUCCGUUUGACACCCUAAAUAUAUAUUUUCAGGAAACACAGGCUUUCUUGAGGGACUUUGCAGGGCCCCUCACACAGUGUUUGGGUUGAGUGUGAGAUUCCCCUCCCCCUGAGCGAGUGUCACUCUCAAAACAACAGAAGUGCAGAGGCACGUUCAGUUGAAGCUUUCAGGUCUCCACACAGCAGAUGUGAUGGAACUGAUGUUCGCUGAGUGGGAAGACGGAGAGAGGUUCUCAUUUGAAGAUUCGGACCGUUUUGAGGAGGACUCCCUGUGCUCAUUCAUAUCAGAGGCAGAAAGUCUCUGCCAGAACUGGAGAGGAUGGAGGAAACAGUCAGCCGGCCCAAAUUCACCCACUGUGAAGAUUAAAGAUGGACAAGUCAUCCCUCUGGUGGAGCUGUCGGCCAAGCAGGUGGCGUUCCAUAUUCCAUUUGAGGUGGUGGAAAAGGUCUAUCCUCCCGUUCCUGAGCAGCUGCAAUUGCGGAUUGCCUACUGGAGCUUCCCAGAGAACGAGGAGGACAUCAGAUUAUACUCCUGUUUGGCCAAUGGCAGCCCUGAUGAGUUCCAGCGUGGCGAACAGCUCUAUAGAGUGAGGGCUGUGAAAGACCCUCUACAGAUAGGUUUCCACCUCAGUGCCACAGUAGUGUCGCCCCAGGCCGGCCAAUCAAAAGGAGCCUACAAUGUGGCUGUAAUGUUUGACCGCUGCCGCAUCACUUCCUGCAGCUGCACCUGCGGAGCAGGAGCCAAAUGGUGUGCCCACGUUGUGGCCCUCUGCCUCUUCAGAAUUCACAAUGCUUCUGCAGUGUGUCUUCGAGCACCUGUAUCAGAGUCCCUGUCCAGAUUACAGCGGGAUCAACUCCAGAAGUUUGCACAAUACCUCAUCAGUGAACUCCCACAGCAGAUCUUGCCGACAGCUCAGCGUCUUUUGGAUGAGCUUCUGUCCUCCCAGUCUACCGCUAUUAACACCGUGUGUGGAGCCCCGGAUCCUACUGCUGGCCCUUCAGCCUCUGACCAGAGCACCUGGUAUCUAGAUGAGAUUUUGUGUUAG
Sinocyclocheilus anshuiensis is the source of this 1294-nucleotide messenger RNA. RefSeq names its product zinc finger SWIM domain-containing protein 8-like. Gene Ontology annotation, molecular function: zinc ion binding. Gene Ontology annotation, cellular component: Cul2-RING ubiquitin ligase complex. Lineage: Eukaryota; Metazoa; Chordata; Actinopteri; Cypriniformes; Cyprinidae. Bases 440 to 1294 code for a protein of 284 amino acids. The record is from RefSeq and is a predicted model, not a curated record. The transcript has 8 exons.